UAACCAACCUCCCCGUUUGCAUACUUUGAGUUUGUGUUGAGUUCGCCGCCGCCGUUUGAUUACUCUGGCAAAUAUUGUAGAAAGUUGCUGCAUUUCACAGAGAAUUAGCCCAAAUUUGUCCGCAAGAUGUUCCUGACCCGCUCCGAGUACGAUCGUGGAGUGAACACCUUCUCGCCCGAGGGUCGUCUGUUCCAGGUUGAGUAUGCCAUCGAGGCGAUCAAAUUUGGCUCCACCGCCAUCGGCAUCAGCACUCCGGACGGUGUUGUGAUGGCGGUCGAGAAACGAAUCACCUCAUCGCUCAUUGAACCGUCGAAGAUGGAAAAGAUUGUGGAAGUGGAUCGGCACAUCGGUUGCGCCACCUCCGGACUGAUGGCCGAUUCGCGAACGCUGCUCGAUCGGGCACGUAUCGAGUGUCAGAACCAUUGGUUCGUGUACAACGAGCGAAUGUCGGUGGAAUCGUGUGCCCAGGCAGUGUCGAACGUGGCCAUCCAGUUCGGUGAUGGGGACGAUACGGACUCGGCCAUGAGCCGACCGUUCGGCGUGGCGAUACUGUUCGCCGGUAUUGAGAAUGGGGAGCCGCAGCUGUGGCAUAUGGAUCCGUCCGGGACGUACAUUCGGUUCGACGCGAAAGCGAUCGGAUCUGGUAGCGAAGGUGCACAGCAAAACUUGCAGGAAUAUUAUCUGCCCACAAUGACCAUAAAGGAAGCGAUCAAUCUGGCCCUCAGCACGCUGAAACAGGUGAUGGAAGAGAAGCUGAACUCGACGAAUGUGGAAGUCAUGACGAUGACUCCGAAGGAACUGUUCCGAAUGUUCAGCAAGGAGGAGGUGGAGGAGUACAUUAACAACAUGAGCUAAAUUUGUGGCGGAGCGUUUUGCAGCUCCCUUCUCUGCGGCUUCCCUUUUCACGCAACCACAUUCUAAGUGAUCAUCAUCUCGUGUUUUUAAAAGCGUGAAUGCCUGGGAGUUGUGGCGGAGAUUGUGAGUUGCAGCCGGAGAGCAUAGCUUGGGUGUAUCGGUUAACGUACGUUUCACAUCGCGGUUAAGGGGAAGGACGAGGACACCCUGUUCUCGUUAUGGCUUUUUUCUCUUUUCGGAUUCGGCUUCCGCUCGGAGGCAAUGUGAAGACUUGUGUGGUGAGGCAGAGAAGUGAAUAAAAUUUGUUUAAGAAGUGAAAA
Anopheles merus is the source of this 1175-nucleotide messenger RNA. It is a transcript of the gene Prosalpha5, whose product is annotated as proteasome subunit alpha type-5. The transcript is spliced from 4 exons. Bases 127 to 855 code for a protein of 242 amino acids. NCBI's taxonomy places the organism in Eukaryota, Metazoa, Arthropoda, Insecta, Diptera, Culicidae. The record is from RefSeq and is a predicted model, not a curated record. Gene Ontology annotation, biological process: proteasome-mediated ubiquitin-dependent protein catabolic process. Gene Ontology annotation, cellular component: nucleus; proteasome core complex, alpha-subunit complex; proteasome core complex.